Messenger RNA from Wasmannia auropunctata (little fire ant), 2163 nucleotides. It is a transcript of the gene Tsp2A, whose product is annotated as 23 kDa integral membrane protein. NCBI's taxonomy places the organism in Eukaryota, Metazoa, Arthropoda, Insecta, Hymenoptera, Formicidae. Bases 503 to 1231 code for a protein of 242 amino acids. Gene Ontology annotation, cellular component: membrane. The transcript has 5 exons. The record is from RefSeq and is a predicted model, not a curated record.
GAUUUAAUUAAUAAAAGUUCUCAGUUCUGCAAAUAUUCCAAGGUACGACUUCUCGAAGGGCGGAUAUCGCAGAUUCAAUUAUAAAUGUGGCUUGUGAUUUUUUGCUUCGUUUACAUCUACAACGUGUACUUUUUGAUGACGAUGUGAACGCCCGGGAGAAACUAAAGGCCGGUCAAUCGAAUGGACAUCAUGUUGACUCCCUGCUGAUUAAUAAUCGCAGCUUUUAAUAAUUUACGUCUAUCACACAUACCGCGAAUGGAAUGAUUCACCUCAGCGAUGCGUCGUAUCUUUAUCUAGGACGCUCUUAUCCACUUAUCUUAUAUUUGCCAGUGAUAAAGCACCGUAACGUUAGGCAAUGAUGCUCGGGUACCUGUCGACGUUCCCGAUCGACUAAUUACGUUGCUUGUCGCGUCGCAUCGUCCCCGAAAUAUUCGCCUCCCUUACGUGAAUCGGUGAAGCGUGAAUUCGCGACGGAGGAUAUCUGCCGCAAAAACGCAAGGAGAUGAUCGCCAAGAAUACCGACCCGCCCUUCGAGAAGCGGAUCAACGCCGUCAAAUUCACGAUUUUCUGCUUGAACGCAGUAAUAUGGAUCCUGGGAUGCGCGAUGUUCGGACUGUCAAUCUGGAUGCGGUUCGAGCCGAUGUUCGAGGAGUGGGUGGAGUUUUUGAACAUGUAUGAGUUCUACAUCGGGAUUUACGUGCUGGUCGCUACCUCGGUGCUUAUCAUGGCCAUUUCCUUCAUCGGCUGCGCUGCCGCGCUUAUGGAACACAUCAUGACGUUAUACACUCACGUGGCUCUCCAAGCCUUCAGCUUCAUCUGCUGUCUAGCCGGAGCGGCGGUCAUUCUCGAUUUUUCAACGUACGACAGUAAGAUUCAGCCCAUCAUCGAACGGUCCAUGUACAACCUGAUCAGCAACUCCCAUCACGACACGGCGAGCUUCAUCCUGCGAGUAAUCCAGGAAACCGUCGGAUGCUGCGGGGCUGACGGACCCAGGGAUUACACGCAGAUGCGUAAACCGCUGCCCACCGAGUGCCGGAGCACCGUCACCGGGAACGCCUUCCAUCACGGCUGCGUGGAGGAAUUGUCCUGGUUUCUGGAAGCGAGAUCGGGAUGGCUCGCCGGUCUCGCGAUGGCGUUGUGCAUGCUCCAUGUGCUCAUAGCGGUGCUGUCGCUGUCGCUUGUACGUCUGAUCAAGAAGGAACAGGAUUACGUAACACCGUACAGACGUUAGGCAUCAAUUCAUCGUCUAACGACGGAACAGUGACAUAUUAUAAUAUAUUAAUUAGCAUAAUUAUAUAAUUUUUUUUACAAGAAAAGAAACAGAAAGUUAUAAAUUCUAUCAAAUUGCGAUUUUCGCGAGUAUAUAUACUUCAAAAAAGUGACAAGGAUAUGUAAUCAGGGAUAUAUAAUAAUUUCUGCGUUUGUAUCUUUUAAUUUCUAAAGCUUUCAAUUUUUAAAGCUAAAACAAAAUUCGAUUUUCUUUAUAAUAAAUCUUCAUGAGUUUAAAGUUGGCUUGAGAUUCGAAACGAAAUGGUACGUACAUAUACAUCGUCACUGCUUUAUAAAGAGCCUAAAAUUACAUUUUAAUUAUCGCUAAUUAAUUGCGACAAACAUUCAUGCGUUUCACUUUAAUCAAGUACUUUCAGCACAUUCAAUUUGCUCUCCUAUUAACAUUUUUGUAAUUUUGUACAUCUUUUUUAUUCCCUUGCAUGAUUUAUACUUAUAACUUAAUCUUUACAAAAAGAGAUUUAUAUAUGGAAAACAGAGAAAGAAUGCAUAAAUAAAUUAAGUUGCUUAAUAAUUAUUAAAUACCAAUAUAAUAUAAUCGAACAGUUAUUGCUAAAAAUGAGAUAUUAUCUCUGAUAUUCAACGUAAAAAUUCGCGACAAUAUAUUGAUAAUAAAAUAAAAAAAGAAUAAAUGAAUACAAAAGUAGCUAAAUCGAAUUAUGAUUUAAUAAUUAUCGUGAAUAAUCACAUCGUUUAUAAUAUUAUAUGUGUAAGAAGUAACAUUCCGAUUUUUGCUGGAAAAUGAAAAUUUUAAAUUCUACAUCGUUUCAAUUUAACGUAUUGAUCAUACUCGCUUUUGUAAACUGUUAAAUCAUAUUGUUCAUUUUAUUAUACGUACGUUGUACACUUAAUUAAAAUUUACGUUAUAUUAACAAA